This is a messenger RNA of Xyrichtys novacula (pearly razorfish), 9123 nucleotides long. The record is from the annotation of a GenBank genome assembly. NCBI's taxonomy places the organism in Eukaryota, Metazoa, Chordata, Actinopteri, Labriformes, Labridae.
AGUCGGUGCGAGAUUACAGAUUGGGGAGGGCUGCAUGGAGAGCUGGAGAGACAAAACAAAAGCCACACAUUUCAACCAACAGGCGCUGGUCGCUUUUUAUUAUUUUUGAUCAACCAAAGGAAAUUGGAUUCUUUAUUCGAAUCUCUAACUGUUUAACAGCAAUAUUUCCAAGAGUUUAUAUCAUGCCUAGUAGCACGUCUUUGCUGGAGGCCGACGAGGGAGAGUCCGAGGUCCCACCGCCACUAGUGCACGCUUUCGCCGGUAUGGGCCUUGAGGAGCACCACGGCACCCAGACCCAAACUCCCGAACAACCAGAUGAGAGCCUCUCCUUUCACCACCACCAACAACAACUUCCUCCCGUUUCCCAUUUCAGUCUCCUCGGUACCGUCCUAGACUUGAAGCCCCUACCCCUGCAUCGGCCGCCAUCGGGAGAUGAAGCGAACAUAGCGGCAGCGCCCGAAGACGGAGAGCUAGAAGUUGUAGCCUCCACCGAGUCGGGUUGCAAAUCUGGCUCAUUUCUAGCGCAGGCCCACCGCCCCCAACAUCUCCCAUCGGGGCCUGGUGGCUCCAUUAUACCGUCCGGGAUGGAACCGCAGCACAUCGAGACGGUGUUACUCUACAACGGAGACGAGCGGGAUGAUACCGGAGUGAAUGGCGGCGGCUCUCUGGCACCGGGUAGCAUGCUGCCGUCCGGCGUGUACGGGGAACCGGGCUUUGAGGCCGAACCAUCGCUCUUGGCUCGGCGAAAGAGCGUCAACACGACGGAGUGUGUGGCCGUGCCGAGCUCCGAGCACGUCGCGGAGAUCGUGGGCAGGCAGGGUGAGUCGAUGUUGUCUUUCUCUCGGUGUGGGUUUAGGACAAUAAAGCUAACUGAUGCUAAACUGCUAAUGAGAGUUUGGACGAAACUUGGUGAAGAGAAGGAAGCGGUAUCGAUGACUAAAUCACUGUGUACUCUUUGUUUGGGACAAAAGUAAUGGACGUAUAAUUAUGCAGUUAAACAGUUUACAGAAAUGUGGGGUAACGAUAAUGAUAAAUAAAAAUGUGGUUACUUUUUCAGAACAGAAGGGUGGCCUUACAUAUCAAGAGUAUUGAACCAGGUGUUUUUUUUUUAGAAUUUAAGAUUUUUAAUUUCCUUACAUAGAUUUAAAAUUUGUCUUAUUCUGUGUGCUUUUAACUCCAAACGUCAAAAAUUACAACAAACAUCCAGCUCCAACAGUGUUCGUUAGCUUGAAUCUAGCUAGCUUAGCACUCCUCUAAGUGGGUCAUCAUCACCCUCGCCCAACACUCUCUUAAAAGUUUACAUCACAAGUUUUAUCCAACUGCACUUUUCCCUCUCCAAGUCGUCUCCCUUUGACAAUAAAUUCGUAUUAAAAAGAUGUGUUUGGGUGUCGCAGACUUAGAGCCAGCACUGAGCCCUGCUUUGUCGAGCUAAAGCAGGCUUGUCUUUGUCUCUGAGGAGACCAUGAAGAGCGGUGUGUGUGCUGGUCUCCAUUGCUUUGCCACAUCAGCUGUGGGUUAUAGUUAGCUCUGUGACAUAACCAAGACAUCUGGGUUCCGCUCAAAAUGACAGACUUUUCUAUGUUGUCAAACGCCUUGAUUAUUUCUUUUCUUCCACGUGAAGUUAACACAGCUCAAAGGUAAAGGUUUGGGAGUGUUGUUAUGUCGUAUAUGAAAGCAGUUGGGGGAGGGUGCACAGACUGCAGUGUUGACAACAACAGGAAAUGGCUCUGGUAAUGAUGCUGGACUCUCAACCACAGCUAAAGGGAAUAUUUAAUUUAUGAGCUAUGCAACUUUUAAAUGGCAUUAGGGACUGGAGGCUGAAACAGCUUGUGCAGUGAUCUUUUAUUAGGUCAACGUAGGGAUAAAAAAGUUUUAUGUUGUAUCUUUGUAAUUCAAUCUGAAACAUGGAUAGUCUAACUUUUUUUCUUCUUUGUAGGCUGUAAGAUCAAGGCACUACGAGCCAAGACCAACACCUACAUUAAGACACCGGUCAGAGGGGAGCAGCCCGUCUUUGUUGUGACUGGUCGCAAAGAAGAUGUGGCCAUGGCAAAGAGGGAGAUCCUGUCAGCAGCCGAGCAUUUCUCCCUCAUUAGAGCCUCACGGAACAAGACUGGCCCUCUGUCUGCUGUGACUGGUCCUGGGACCCCUGCUCUUCCUGGACAGACAACCAUUCAGGUCAGUAAGCACGUGAUAAUGAGUCAAUGUGUUGAAGAUAUAACACACACACACACAUCCUGGUGCAAUGAGUCACAUAAAGAGUUGUUAUUUUAAGUGUUGAGAAUGUUUUCUGUCCAAAGGAACUUUUGUGAUGUUUGAUUUUUUUGUUGUGUUAAGCACUGUUAAGUCACCAUUUAUUCUUUUAACCCUACAGGUGCGGGUACCAUAUCGUGUUGUAGGGUUGGUUGUGGGUCCUAAAGGUGGGUCUUGUUUCUUUUCCAUAUCAAGAUAGUCAUUGUUUAAGGCAAAACAGUAGUUUAUUGUGAUUCUAACUUACAAAUGAACCGUGUUAUUGUGUUAAUUAACUUGCAUUGUCCUCUGUUUUUAUUAUUUUUUGAAUUUAUACCAAACAGUGAACCUUGUAUGCUUUUAGGUCUGAAAAAGAGUGUUCGUAUGUUCUGCUCCAGUAGCCUUCAUUUUGCUGCCACUGUGUCUUCAACCCCUUGCCCUGUUGACAUUACCACCUCAGUGUCAGAGAGCCCUGGGGUUGAUUUGUAAAUUGAAAUGUAGUGCUUCUCAGCCAUGUGCCACCAGGCUGGAGAGAAAGACAAGACCUCAGGUUUGACAAGUGAAGGAAACUUUGUGUUGGACACAGAUGAAAAAUGCAAAAGUUUCAAAAAUUUGCAAAUAACUUAAACCCUUUUAUUUAUUGGUAAACAUUAUAAAUUCAGUGAACAAGUCAAGAAAAAUUAAAAACUAUGUUCACAUUUUGAAUUUGAUGCAAGAAACCCUUGGUAAAAGAAGUUCUCUCUAUUUGUUGCAACACCUCAUUUAUACAACAUACUUCAAAUGCUUUGGAAAAAGAUGAGACCAAUUUUUAAGAGUUUUGAAAGAGAUGUUGAAAUCCAUGGUUGGAUUUCAGCUGCCUGGCAGUUUGGGCUCUCUUUUGUCAUAUUUCUCCUGGUCUUGAUAAACCAAAUACUGCAGGCCAGUAACCUGACUGUUCUUUGAGGCCAUACUGUUGUGACUGGUGCAAAAUGUAGUUUUGGCAUCUUUAGGCUGUACUAUGCAGAGUCUCCCCCCCAAAAUGCAACAUCUGGAUGGCAACAUGUUUCUCAAAACCUUUAUCUUUUGUUCAGGAUUUAAAGUUUGGACUCUGGACAUGGAUGAAAUUGUGGCUUUCAAACUUUGCCCUGAAAACAAGCUGGGUGGUUGCUUUAUUCUUCUGAACUAAGAACAUACAUCCAUGACUCCCCAAAACUCUGUCAGAUUUGGAUUUGUCUGUCCUCAGAACAGUUUCCACUUUUUCUCAGUCCAGCUUAAAUGAGCGCAGACAUUUCUAGAUCAAGUUUGAAUACAGCGUCAUUUUUUCAUGAUGCAGUUUUAAUCCACAUUUGUAGAUGUAUCAAUGAAUCGUUUAUACAGACAAUGGUUUUGGGAGUGAUUUUGAGCCCAUUACUGGAUUUCCACUUCAGAUUUAUGUCUGUUUUAUCACAGCGCUGCCUAGGGGCCCCCUUUUUAUACCCUUUCGUGUUACUUACCUGCUGUUAAUUAAUUGGAAAGUAGCCUUACUUUUAUAGCGUUUAUUGUUCCCGCCCCUCCUUCCUUUUGAAAUGAGUUGCUGGCAUCAAAAUAAAAAGGAGCAUACACAUCCCAUCAAAUCAAUAUACAUUUUCUGUUUAGUUUGAACAUUUGUUACAUUGUCUAUAAAAUAAAUGGGUUUAAAUCUGUUUUUUUUAUCAGCUCUUUAUUGAUAACUGUGAAUAUUUUCGAAUCGGUGUUGUUUAAAGUGAAUGUAAACAUCUGUCCGUUUUUACAGUUUAAUGUUACAUUGAAAAUGGUUUCCACACCAGAGUGAAACAGCCUGCUGGUUGAGUGGUGUGUGCUUUAGCCAGAUGAGUCACCGAGACAACCUGCAAAUCAUUUCUAUAAUUACUGCACAGCUGUGUUCAAUCUAUUUCUAAUGCUGGGUGAAAAAUAAGAGUAAUUACUGAACACAUUAUCGUUAAUAUGGCAGCGCAGCCUUUUAGCAGAACUUGUCUUUGGAUAAUCUGUCAGUUACUAACAAUGAGGUCAAGUUUGAGCUUAAAGCCCCAUUAAAGCAUGCCUCGUUUUUCUGUUUUCUUGUGUUAAUGUAUGAAGUGCCGUUUAUACCUUCUGGACUAUUGAUUUUGUCUUCAAUUGUCACUGUUAAUGCAGCUUCUUUUGGGUGUCGUGUGAACACUCUUGAAAAAGUCGGACAUUUUUUUGUGUGGAUCUAAAUUUAGCCCUGAACUCUUGACAUUCAUGUUAGCAUUUAGCCAGAGCUUUUAUUCUGUGUUAUGCUGAGUUGGUCAGUCAAACAAAAGGGUCACUGGUCUGGUUAUGUCUUUCAGGUGCGACCAUCAAGCGUAUACAACAGCAGACCCACACCUACAUUGUGACACCAAGUCGUGACAAAGAGCCGGUGUUUGAGGUCACUGGGAUGCCCGAGAACGUCGACCGUGCAAGGGAUGAGAUCGAGGCACACAUCGCCCUUCGCACGGGAACCUGCGGAGGCAUUGAGGCUCCUGGUGUGGAUAACAAUGACUUUCAAUUCAAUGGGACUGACGUCAGCUUUGAGAGCUCCGCUACGCUGGCUGGGCUGGGUGAGGCUGGAUGGCUCCACGCUGGUGCAUCAUCACCAGGUGGUGCUGGUGGCGGUCUGCUACCACUGAGCAUCAACGGUACUCCACGAGUCAAUAGCAAUAUCAACAGCGGUGUCAGAAUGUCUUCCACCUACCGUAACGACAGCUCCAGUUCCCUGGGCAGCGGCUCCAGCUCGGCUGAUUCUUUCUACGGCAGUGGGAAUGCCAACCGGAUGGCUGAUUUUAGCCCGACCUGUCCAUUCAAUGCCAACGCCAACAACAACAACAACAGUAACGGCAGUGCCAGCUUCUGGUUUGGUGAGAGCCUUCUCCCCGUGGGGUCAGAGGAGCUUGUCAGCCUGGGAGGUGGAGGUCCCUCCUCAGGAUUUGACCCGUUAACCAUCUCCACUGCCCAAGCAUCGCACCCUGCUGCACAGCCACAAAUCUGGAGCCCUUUUGUGGACCAACAGCCCCCCCAGACUUUUGAUGCUCGUCAGUCUCAGGUAAGAAAAUCAAACAGAGUGUAUAGUUUAUUGUCCUUUCCAUACAGAGAUAAAAAAAGUAUCACUCAAUGUAUUUAACAGCUUUUUAUUUUUUCAUUCAGUGAUGGCAGAACUCUAACAACUGUUGUCUUGACUGUCUCCAGACCAGUCAGCCUGGGACGCCCCGCCUCUCUCCAACCUUCUCCGGGACAGAAGCCCUGGAGCACCCUCAGGCGCAGCGUGUUCACCGGGGGGCUUUCGGCUUGGCAGGGACCCUCGACACCCACAGGUUCCCCUCCUACAGCUCGGCCUUCUCCUCUUCCAGUGAAAGCACCGCCUCCUCCUCUUCCCCUCCCGAACCCUCCCUCUCCUAUAGAGCGGGUCUGGGAUCAGCAGGGAGAGCACAGGAAGUGUGUAUCCACUGUAUGGAUAACCAGGUAGUCGCCGCCCUGGUUCCCUGCGGCCACAACCUCUUCUGUCUUGAUUGUGCCACCCACAUAUGCCAGGGUCCAGACGCUGUUUGCCCUGUGUGCCUGUCCCCGGUCACACAGGCCAUUCAGCUCCGCAACAUGUGAGUUCGAUCCAUUUAACCUUCAACGGCUGAUGCGGGGUCAGCCACCCAAACACUUCCAACUUCGAAAUAGUCUGAGGUAUUUACAAAACUGACCCCAUAUCAGUGUCUCGGUGUUUCCUCGUUCCCGGUUUGUCCAGACAGGUGUUUUGUUGGCAAAUAUGGGGAAGAAUAAGUGAAUAAGGAAUGAUGUGUAUUUCAGGCAUGGGUUAGGGUCUUCAGCCUAUUCAUGUGCCUGUUAUUGUGAAGUCUUCUUCCUGGGUUGAUUGAUUGGUUGAUCAAUGGGAGGGUUGGAAACCCUCUGUGUAGCAUUGGGGGGAGGGAGGGGAUAUAGAUAUAUAUAAUUUUUGCUCAUCGUGAUUACUGAUUUACACUUUUUUUCCUCCCCAAAACAUCGAGUUAUAUUUUUGCCAACCUGUAUUUUAUUAAAAUUUUAAAUGUACUUUGAAUUUUAUUAGAUACACAAUGUUGGCUUUUAUGUCAGUUGUGUUUCUCGUUUGCAUCACAAAUCCAUCUUAUCCGUUUUUAAUUUUUUUAAGAUUUUUAUUUUUUUGCUGCUGGAUUUGUUUUUUGUUCCGAAAUACGGCCCAGCCCUCUGCCUCUCGAUUAUUGUGCCCACACAAAGAGAAGAGCAUGUUUACAUAUAGUGAGUUCUUUCUACCAGUAUGUAUGAAUAGUAUUCUCCUGGUUUGGAAUUUGAAUGCCUACUCUAGUUAACUGGAUAUAACUUACAAAUGCCAUAUUAUCAGGCGACUUUAUCCCACAGAAUUUGUAUAGAUUAUAAAGAGGCUGGCGAAGUGUCGAACAGAAUCUGAUGCUCCAGCUCAUAAAACAGAACAUAUGUGUACCUCUGAUAUUAAUCACAUUUUGGUACACCCCCCCCACCAGAGAGUCAAAAUGUAAAGUUGCGACCUCUCAUUGUCUCAAGUUUCUUUUAAUCAGAUCAGAAAAAAAGGUGUAACUCCAGGAUGUUACACUUGUUCAGUAUCGCCACGUUGCUUUCCAUUUCUACUUUAAAAAAAAAAGUGUUUACGGUAAACUUGUGCCUGAUUCUGUUUGGAGUAAACAAAAAGGAAAGACCGAGUCCAGUUGACUCACAGUGUUGCUCCGUCUUAAAACAAACUUGUGGCCUUCAUGAAAGCCUAUAAUUUACUGACAACACUAUCUACAAAUCCUGAAUUUAGCUCUAAAGAACACAAACUGACAGACUGAGGUCUUAAUGACGAAGUGAAGUCUUUUGAAUACACCUUGACGGAUCAAAGAUGAUAUAACACACAGAUGAUUUCUUUUGCUUCCAUAAUUCUGAGCCUUUGGCAGGUAUCUACCUAUUGCUUUAUCUUAGCACCAAACACUUCCAUUUAGCCUAUUUUGUUCGAAAUUCUUCCCCUUCUUCACUUUCCCCCCUUUUUUUUAUAUCUUAGUCCUUGUUUGGGAAGCCCGUGCUGGUUCUCGGUUUGAAAGAUAAGCACAGCUCCUACAUUUGGUAACAUUCCUUCUCCCCUGAAUUGUAGACACUUUAGUAAAGUCGAUGAAAAGUUAGACCUCACCUGGGAGUCAAAAAGAGCUGAAAUUCAUAUGAUGAAAGACAGCUGUAACCUGGAACAAAAAAGCCGUACUGUAAAGGCGGCCUGCUGACAUAUAAGACAUCUCAACAGUAUCCUACAUUUCACUUGAAUGUUCUUGAACGUGUACUGCUCCACCCUGUGGCCGUCAUAUCAAAGCCAUUUUCUCCUCUGUGAAGAAGCAGGGAACAGAAUAACUCCAUAACUUAAUUUCUCGUCCUGUCUACCAGGCCUAUGCAAAAAUGGUCUCCGUUUGUUAAUUCCUCUAGGAAGCACUAGAUGUAACUAAACUCCUUGGGUUUUCAUUGCAGAGCUCAAACAAUGUUGGUCUUAAAAUGGGAGACAGGCAUAUUCCUUUCGCUUUUUCUACAUUUCAGACUUUUUAACCUGCUUUAAUACACAAAUAAGAGGUUUUCAUGGUACACACUUUGCUUUUCAUGUUUUACCAUCUGGAUUUGAUUUUUUUUUUCCUGGAUUUUUCCUUUCUCUCUUAUCUCAUUCAUGACUUGAUGGGACUGCAAAAACAUUUAAGGUUUGAUUUUCCUCCCCUUCUGUCUGUUCCUCUACCUGGAAAUUUUAAGAAAAGGGUACAAAUUGGUGGAAAUCAUCUCAAAACGUUAGCUUUAAACACCAGUGUCUCUGGACUUUGUUUUGACAGGAAUAAAUGAGUUGACAGGACAUUUUUGAAGGGGAUGAUCUCAGAUUGGAUUGUGCUGACACUACACAAGGUCAUACUGUUUCUUUACUGCAUGGACAUGAAACCCCCAGUCCCUCCAGCAUUCCAGCUGUGAACAGUAUUUGGGAGUUGUUUUUUUCCAUCGCUUCGCUCUGUUUCCUCCACUUUCGUUCGAGUUUUCUCAAGGAAAUGGAACCAAACGAAUCUCAGAAGUGCAAAAAACCCCACACCUGCUUUUGCCCUCUCUGGUCUUCUCUCCGUCCUUUUUCAUUUGACUUCUCCGCUCCGAGACGGUCAAUGUUUCUUUGCUCUCUUUCUAAGGAAAUGCAAUAUGCUGUCGGCCCUCACUUUAUUGACAUGAAUCUAUAGACAUUUUUGUGUAUGUAUUAUUACUGUUAAUGACUGAUGAAUAUACAGAACUUAUUUUUAUUUUGUUACAUUUCAUAUAUAUACAUAAAUAUAUAUCUAUAUUAAAAUGUUUACAAUAAGAUUUCUAAUUUUUUUUACUUUACUCUGAGUGAAUGAAGAGUUGGACACCCAGAAAUGUUGCAGGAGGAAGUCAGUGCUUUCUGCUUGUAGUCUAGUUAUUAGUUUACAGUAUUGAUGAUAAUAGUAUUGAUAGCUGCCGUUUAACUUAGUGGAAAAUGGAAUGUGCAUCACAAGCAUGUCUUCAUAAUGUACCGCCAAUGUAAAACGUCACACUGCAACUGUAAAAAGGCCAGGGAUUCAAGCUGCCUGUCAUGUCUGUACGCCACCAAAUUAGAACGGUAUACUGUAAAAUGUAUCUUAGAUUAUCUAUAUAUAAAUUCAUAUAUUGUUAAGCUGUACCAACAGUUCAAAGUAUUUGCUAAUUUUACUACAGUUUUGUUAUGUAUAUGUAGGGGGAGUCUUAUGGCAUAUAAAUUCUUCAAAUUGAGUCAGGAGUUUAAAAGCAGACUAUAUUUUAUAACGGCCUUUUAAGUUAUUGCGGCCAAAGCACUGAUAUUAUAUAUUUGCUGUAAAGAGAAUUUAAGAGUUUUAUUUUUCUGAUAUUAAAGUUACUUAAUAAAGACGGUUUCAUUUAAAGCCA